UUGGGGGGGAAGUGAGAAGGCCCUGGUGCUGGGCUACAGAGGAGGGCAGGGAUGGAUGUGGGCCCUGGAAGCAGCCCUAUCCCCCAGGCCCCGGCCUUUCCACUUCCCCUCCUCCAAGCAGGGGUCUGGGCAGGGCUUGACUUCUCUGAUGUCCCCCAGGUGCCUCUCUAGAAACCAUGGCGAAGUACAAGCAGCGCCAGCGCAAGCUGCGAGCCCGGGCCAAGCUGCAUGAGGAGCGGAGGAGGAGGAGGAGCACGGCCGCGCUGCUCCCGUGCCCCGCUGCCCCCGCUCCCAGGUCAGUGGAUGGUCCUCUUCCCAACACGCCGUGCAGCCAAAGUCACCGCUUCUCGGUCUGGAAUGUGUACUUGCCCACUGUGAAGAAUGCAGUAAAGCCCUUAGUGAUGACGAUGUCAUCAAUCUGCUCAUGGUGCCAGAACAGUAUUGCACAGAGUUUUGAAGUCAUCAAAGACACCAUAUUCCCAUCCCGCUUAUAUCUACGAGAGCUGAAUGCGCUUAGGAAAGAAAUGCAAAAGCUGGAAACUGAAUUUUCCAGACUACAAGGAAUGCUCCAGAUGAGCGGGACAGUGGUUCGUUCCUCAGAAAACUCUCCAUGCCAAAGAUGUAAUAAACCAUUAAUACAUGCUCCUGUAUGUGCAUGUAUCAGCCUUCCAGAGCUGGUAUCUGGGUCUCCUACAGCAGUGCUACAACCUGCAGCUGCUCUUCCUCCACCACCACCACCACCACCACUGCCCCCGCCACGCCCCCCUCCAGCACCUCUACUUCUCAAAAGGGUCAAUGGCAAUAAAACCCCUCUGGCCAUAUCAGUAAAAAAAGAUGGUCCCAUACAAAUUACAAUGAAGGAUCUCCUGAAUGUAAAACUAAAGAAGACCCAACCCUGCACAAGACCAGACAAGGGGGGAUCACCAGUGAAGAUACGCAGGGCAUUAAUUACGGUUUCAGACUUACAAAGCAUUAAUCUGAGACCUAAAUCCAACCAACCACCAGCUCGAAUUACAAACCUCUUAAUCACUCCCGGCAAAAAUCAAUUAGACCUUCGAAAACAUCUAAAAAGAGUCAAUAUAAAGAGAAGUCCUGGUGGAACUCCAUUAAACAACAAAGAGAACAUGGCGACUGGCACAGGAUUGACACCCAUAAUGACUCAAGCACUGAAGCGCAAAUUUCAGAUGGCUCACCCCAAGAGUCCCUCUCCAGCUCCAUUACACACUGCAAGCAGCUUUGAUGAGCAGAACUAGAUGGGUGGCUGAUAUUUUUAUGACAAUUUGAGGGUCAAAUACCACUUGUUUGACUUGUCAGAAAUCCACGUGUUGAAGGUAUCAUGUUUGUUUUAAGCAAGUAUAGUACACAUGAGAUGUGUUAUUUCAUAAUGUUCUUCUCACAGAAAAAUGCAGCCUUCCUUGUGACAGCUUCAUUAUGCCUCAAACUUUACCCGCCAGGACUUAUGCUGAGGGUGAGAGAGGAGUGAGGUCUCUCCUUGGUCCUUUCAGAUCUUUGACUUCUCCCUUAAGAAAAGGAGCAGUUAAUGCUGCUUACAAGCUGUGUCUACGUGAGAUGCUGACU
This is a messenger RNA of Gavialis gangeticus (Gharial), 1578 nucleotides long. RefSeq names its product proline rich 11 (gene PRR11). The record is from RefSeq and is a predicted model, not a curated record. The transcript has 9 exons. Lineage: Eukaryota; Metazoa; Chordata; Crocodylia; Gavialidae. The coding region runs from base 177 to 1253 and encodes 358 amino acids. Gene Ontology annotation, cellular component: cytoplasm; nucleus.